UCUUAUUGGAAACCUAACCCUUACCUCACUGUUAACCUUAUGCAUAACCUUAAAUUAAAUUCACAAAAUCAUGUUUGUCGUUUCAAAAACGUUUUCGAUAUAGACAAUUGUGACUUUGUGGCUGCGUUAUCUAGUGGAAACCGAUGUGGGGCUGGUGAGAAGCCAUCAAAGUACAAGGAAGGUAACGUUACAUAGCUAGCUACGUAACCUAACUGGCAAGGUGAGAUUAAAGUGAAUUUGUACAGAAAUAGACUAAACAAAAGUGACUUGGUUCGUACAACCUCAAAAGGUAGCUAGGUAACUUGAGCUUGAUGUAGUUAGUUACUAACGGUUAAACAUAUCUAACAUUACUAUAACGUUGUUAGCUUGCUAGCUAGCCUACUGCUGACAGCUUUUCAGUUGGCUAGUUAGCUCGCUCGCUAACCUUACAUACACUAGCAAAACUAUUUGUCUAGCUACAGUAGUCUACAUCUACUAAGGUAAUUGAGACUGAAGAAGCUGCUCUGUCACCGUGUGAGUGCUGAAGAAGAGUCCUCCAGGAAUCCUCAUUUACACUUGAUACACACCUUUCUCUGAAACAGCUAAGUCAAGACUGUGUCUUGUUAGCUACCAUACAAAAAUGGUGAAGAUAUUUGUUGGAAACGUGAAUUCCUCAACCACAGAACCAGAACUGCGUACUCUUUUUGAGAAAUAUGGUCAGGUGUCAGACUGUGACAUUCUGAAAAACUAUGGCUUUGUGCACAUGAAUGAGGAGGAGGAAGCCCAGAAGGCAGUGGCAGAACUCCAUAAGCAUGAGCUGAAUGGGGCACCCAUCACUGUGGAGUUUGCCACUACGAAGGUCCGCAAUGCCACCAAGAUCUACGUUGGGAAUGUCCCUGAGGGGACCACAGCUGCUAAGAUAAGAGAGCUCUUCCAACCGUUUGGUAAGGUGGUAGAGUGUGACAUUGUGAAGAACUUUGCCUUUGUGCACAUGCAGAGAGAAAAUGAGGCCUAUGAGGCCAUUUCCAAGUUGAACCACUCUAAAAUGGAGGGCCAAAAGAUCUUUGUAUCCAUCUCCCGCAACAAUCAAGCCAGAAAUGGCAGAGGGGAUGACUACCCUCACCACUAUCCACCUCACCCACACGACGCUCCUCACUACCUCCCCCCUCGAGCUCUACACGGUGACUACUACCCACCUCGUGGUCGCUAUCCCCCUCCUCCUCCCCUUCCCCCACCCCCUCCUAGGGCCUACUACGAGUGUGACUUCUAUGAGAGGCGUGUCCUCCAUGACCCAUACUCUUCCUCCUCACGUUACUAUGAGCAGGAUCCUUAUGAGCGACGGCUUCCCCCACUCCCUCAGCGGCCACUUUCUCCCCCCCUUACUUCCUGUUAUUACCGGGAGCGCAGCCCCCUGGCUAGCUGGUCUCCACCCCCACCUUCCUCUGCCAGCUAUGCCCGAAGGGGUGCCGGGCGAGAUUUUGUUGGUGGCAGCUCUGUGCCCCCUCCUUCCUCUAUGUGCUAUGCUCUGGGCUCAGGCUUUGAUAAGGAUGAUUACUUUGAGGAGAAGUACUCCAAUGGUUUUGGUAGGGGCUACUAAGGGCACUUUUUGAAAUAUAUUUUUGGUGGAAGAUGCUGUGUAUGAGUAUGUUGGCAAUGAGUGCGCAGUUUUUUAGAAAAACGGGUAAUAGAAACAAUACCGUUCAUUCAUAAAGCUUACUUGUCAAGUCAAGCAGCACACUUAAUUGAUUUUGACCAGUUUUUGUUGAUCAUGAAUAAUCACCAGCCAUAUCAGCAGUCUUUGAAUGCGUUUUAUAUUAGUUUUUCAUUGUUGCCAGAUUUUUUAGACUUGAGGUGGUAAGCUUGUGUCUUUGAAUGUUUGUUAAUAUUAAUGUCAUAUUUUGAAUUUUUGAAGGAGUUUAGGAUUUUUUUAAAUGUAGUAUAUGUUUUGUGUAGUCGGCCCUACAUCAGGGGUCCCCAAUUACAUUCAGCCGUGGACAUAUUUUUCUUUCAGCGGAGGGUUGGAAUGCCGGAACAUAGUUAUAAAUAAUUUGUACACUGAAAAUUGACCUCAAGUAUCCAAAACAGAUCAUAUUUGACAAAAACAGAAUAAUUUCAAACCUUAAUUACAUUGGAAUAUGAUCACAUAUACCUCUUUAUGCGUAGUAAUACUUGUGAACAUAUUUCCUAAAUCGGCAAAUAAAAUCGUUACGGGCCACCUAUUGGGGAAUCCCGCCCUACAUUGAGUGGAUGGCACUGACUAAAACUAUUUCUGCUUUUUUGGAGACAGUUUGAAGGGAAAUUGAUAUGUAAUUAUCAGUGGUAAGUUAUUUAUAUCAUACUUGUCUAUCACAUUUAUUUUGUUGUCAAGUCCUGAUACACUUUUCUCAAAGACAUUUUUAUUUUCUUCCUGAGGAUUUUAGUCCCCUAAAAUCCCUCUCACUCAGGUUUUUGUCAUUCACCACAAUUCAAAGGUUGGGGUGUUUGUUGUGUGCAAACUAGCUGACUGACUAACCAAGCACACUGCAUCAGCUGACCAAGCUCAUCUCAUCUGAAGGCCUUGCCACAUUCGGUGCAGCAUCAUAGGAUAAAGCAUUGUCUCCGAAACGAAACCCGAUACGACCGAUUCAUCGACUUGACGACUAAAUAAAAAGAUAACCACCGAAAAAUUGUUGCAUCUCCGGAGUCACAGCCUGUAUAUCUAUUUGACAUUAUGCAUAUGAAUCACUCGCUGUCCGUAGAGUAACAAGUCCUUUUUGUUUUUGUAUAAAAUGGAUGUAAUCCAAGAUAAAAUAAUUGAGAAAUCUACGCCUAUAAGGACAAAUCUGACUUGUUUUUAUUAGAAGAAAUACAUGAACAAAUGUCUUGAUCAACCGCUGUUGUCAUUUGGCCGCUUAAAUAAAUGUUCGACCUCUGAUCCCGUCGAUUUUUCAUUUCAUUUAUUUUUUAGUUGACUAUAUCUUUACGAAUUGAUAGUGGAAUAAUUAUUGCUCAAAUACAUGAUUGACAGUUACAAAUUGUUUAAUUGAAAUGUUUUUUGUCCUUUUACAACCAGAUAUGAAUUGGAAGGGGGGGGUGGGGGAAACAUCCUCACCGGUGGUCAAGCGAGUAGCUUAGAACAAUGUCAAUGGUGUUGAGGUGUUUGGAGGUCAAACAUCUGCAGAAGGUAAGAUGUCGGGUGUAUACAGGAACUUUCAUAUAACCUACCCCCACAUGGGGCUAAACUGUGACUAAACUCACUUUUGUGUAAGACCUUACACAUGGCUUUUCCCUCUUGUUUACUCCAAAUAGAGGAGUAGGACCGGUAAAAUGUAACCCUUACCUGCUGCUAUUUAAUUGAUAUUGUACAUAAGCUAUUCUAUGGAAGCUUUCAUUCAUCUGAAAAAGGUAAGUGACAAGUUGUGUCAUGAGCUUGACAGGAAAACUGAAAGUACUGAAAUUGAAUGUAAGGAUGCACAGGGCCUCCAGCAUGGUCUCUGAUAAAUGUCUUAGUAUUUAUUUAUUUUGAUGGUGUGCAACAUUGCAACCUCUCCAUGGUGUACUUCCCCAGUCUAAUCCAUGGUCCCACAAUGGUGCACAUUUUCAGUUAUGUCCAAAAAAUCUAAUCUGAAAUGUCUUAAUUCUCUGUCCUUGCUGAUCUGGUCUUGAAGGACUUGAUUGACACGUGAGAAUGAGGACAAAGAACUCUGGAAAGUAAUUAGGAUUUGGCCCAUGAUCCCUUUUCAAGCACAUGGAUUAGAAUCGGAUACUGUCCUCUUUCGACCCUCUUUCCUCUUCCAUUCUGUCUAAAGCACGUCACUGUGUACGGUUCCUUAUGGUAUAUUUAAGGAUUUGUAAGUAUUUAAGCAUAACGAUUAGUCAUUCAUUUAUCAUUAAGGGAAUUUUUUAACAGCCGCCAUUUUGAAGACUUAUUUUACUAUCUGCUGUGCAAUAAAUUAUAUUGAUUUCCAA
This is a messenger RNA of Oncorhynchus kisutch (coho salmon), 3927 nucleotides long. RefSeq names its product RRM1_2_CoAA_like domain-containing protein. Bases 620 to 1576 code for a protein of 318 amino acids. Lineage: Eukaryota; Metazoa; Chordata; Actinopteri; Salmoniformes; Salmonidae. The transcript is spliced from 2 exons. The record is from RefSeq and is a predicted model, not a curated record. Gene Ontology annotation, molecular function: mRNA binding. Gene Ontology annotation, cellular component: nucleus.